Messenger RNA from Seminavis robusta, 1194 nucleotides. The record is from the annotation of a GenBank genome assembly. Lineage: Eukaryota; Bacillariophyta; Bacillariophyceae; Naviculales; Naviculaceae.
AUGAAUCCCUAUGCUCGUCAGAUGAUGUCGCCUGAUCGCGACGCUCAAGGAAAAAUUGUGCUGAGGACCUACUCGAAAGAUCCCUGGGGAGCAGAAAAUGUCCAAGAAUACAUCGACUCCUGGGGAUUGACGCAAGAGCAAAUUGACAAGAUGUGGGCGCUCCAACGAAAAUUGGUGGACGUGGAUCACUUCAAGAAUGAACCUGAAUGUAUUUUGCGAUUCAUGUUUGCUCCAACUGGAUAUGAUAACGCUGAAGCUUGCUUUAGAAAGAUGAUAGAGUGGCGACUGGACAACAAUGUAGACACAAUCUUGGACGACUAUAAUCCUCCCAAGCGAUUGCUGGAGAGCUCCAGUUCUGCCAUGCUCCAUGGGCUCGAUCGAGAAGGUGACCCCAUUUAUGUUGAGAGGGGUGGGGCUGUAGAUGUUGGCACCCUGUUGAAAGAGUUCAGCGCAGAAGAAAUUGUGAAGUUUUGCAUAUGGACACGUGAACUACAUACACGAGGUGCAUGGAUUGAAGCAUUUGAGAGGCGACAAGGAAGACGCAUCAAGGGCGUCACAGUUGUCUAUGACUUGAAGGGAAUGAGCACCAAGCACUUAAACCCCAAGGGCAUGGACUUAUUUGGAGAAAUCAUGAAGUUUUCUAAUGCCUGCUACCCCGGGCCUAUCAAGCGAUUGAUUAUCAUUCGGGCUCCCUCCAUCUUUCGGUAUGCGUGGGCGGUGGCUAAGAACUUUUUCCGACAGUCACUGCGACGAAAAAUGAUCUUUGCGUCCAAGAACUAUCUUGACGUGUUGGAUGAAUUCAUUCCCCGAGAAGUCCUUCCGCCUUCCAUUGCAGAGGGCGGCUUAGGACGGGUUGCCAUGGGUAUGCCUCCCUUGAUUGGAGAUGUGAAGCACGGCGAGCCAAACUCCCGAGAAGCUUUGUUCAAUGAAAGUGUAAUGACAGUUGAUUCACCCUUUCAGGGACGGACGGGCACAUCUCGUACCGGUAGAGGAGGAAAGGCUGUAUAUUCGCCCUUCGAGGAAUCGUCACGGGCUUCCCUGGCUGAGACUGAUGACGGGUCUGCCUCGUCCGACGAACUCACGUGGGGUGCUCCAAGCUCGCUCUGUUCCGUGGCAGGGAGCGGACUGCUCAGGGGCGUCUGGGUAGACCAGGACGAUGGCAGCAGUGAGAUCUUCACCCGUGCUGUGGCCUAG